This is a messenger RNA of Phanerochaete carnosa HHB-10118-sp, 1325 nucleotides long. RefSeq lists its product as uncharacterized. Lineage: Eukaryota; Fungi; Basidiomycota; Agaricomycetes; Polyporales; Phanerochaetaceae. The transcript has a single exon. The record is from RefSeq and is a predicted model, not a curated record. Bases 436 to 1314 code for a protein of 292 amino acids.
CGGGAUGUCUCCCGUUGACCACCACAACUCUUCGUGUCCACAGUCGCAAAACUACAACCAACCGAGGACAGCUUUCGACGGGGCAUCAAAGGUGGAUAGUCAUGUGCUGAUAGGAUGGUGCGUUGCACAGCCGUUCCGUUCGGAUGGAAAGAUCUGAACAUUGGACCAUUUCCCACGUCUAACUCAAUGCCAGCUUGUCUGGGAGAACAACGGAGGGGGCGGAAAGGCGGGUUCGAGAAAUUGACUUUAUGAUGUGGAAGACGGCGGGACCCUGAUCAGCUGGGCGGGGAAUAGGAAGGUGGUGUGGUCACGGCGGCUGCAAACGAAGUUGGGCAUGCGCAUGCAUCCGUUCUCCAGGUGUCGUCCGAUGUUAAUUGGGACCGGUCGGCAUCUUCUGUUCUUGCAUCCGUCCACCAACACCCCCGCUACCUAGACAUGCGUUUCACCUUCAAGCAUCCAUGGAUACACCUCACCCCCGCGCUAUCUGCCAUCGCACUUGACGAUAUCCUCUCGGGCAACACUUGCCAGCCAAUCGGCCUGGCCGACUUCGAGUCAUAUCUAGAGCAUAAGGAACACUCCGUCGAGAAUCUGCGCUUUGUGGUAUGGUAUCAGUCGUACCGCCGCCGGUUCUUUGCUCUGCCGCCGGCAAAGCAGAAGCUCAGCCCUGGCUCGCGCCAGUUCAGCUUUGCGCUUCCGACACCUGCACGCACCGCCCAGCACAUCUCGCGGAUGUCGAGCAGGGCGACAACCCUCGUAUAUGAUGAGCCGCUAACGCCUAAUUCAGCACUGCAUUCUCCCACAACAUCGACCUCUCCCACCCUGUCGCGCACCUCCUCCGUUCCGCUGACCGCAUCAUCAUCCAUCCCCUCGCGCGCGUACAUGCACACGGCACCGGAGAAGCAGCCCCUCCGCGACGAAUGCACCCUCGUUGCUGCGACAUUCCUUCUUCCAUCAGCGCCUUACGAGCUGAUGCUUCCCUCCCUCCUGCUCUCGACCAUUCUUCGGGACGUGGCACUCAACACUCACCCGGACGUAUUCCUGCCCGCGUACGAAUACGCGUACGACGCGCUCCUCACGAGCUCGCUCCCUCGUUUCCUCGAGAUCGCCCAGCAGAACAUGAAUUGGGAGAAGAAGCUCUACUGGUGGUUGUACGGGAUCAUGACGAGCUGCGUUGGCUGGGCCAUUGUCAUCGGAUGCUUGUUCAUCAGUUAUGAUUCUCACACGACGCAGGGGAGGCUGCGGGCAUGGAGGCUGUUAGGUGUGCCGUUCUUGUCGCUGGGAGCCAUGCAAAUGUAUGCUGCGUAUCGAGGGUGAGUAGUGAGUAC